AUGCCGCUGCUAAACAGACAUGGUGUGCACCUAUAUUACGAGGUCCACGGCUCCGGCCGCCCCCUACUCCUAACCCACGGCUUCUCCUCGACCUCCGAGAUGUGGCACGCCCAAAUCCCCACCCUCUCCGCAGCCUUCAAGCUCAUCCUCUGGGACAUGCGCGGCCACGGCCGCAGCGACUCCCCCUCGGACCCAUCCGCGUACAGCGAAGCCCACACGGUCGAAGACAUCGGCGCCCUCCUCGACGUCGUCUGCGGGACGACAGGAACCAAAGCCGUCGUCGGCGGACUGAGUCUCGGCGGGUAUAUGAGUCUGGCGUUUUAUCGCAUGUAUCCCGAGCGGUGUACGGCGCUGUUGAUCAUCGAUACGGGACCGGGGUUUAAGAAGGAUGCUGCGAGGGAGGGGUGGAAUUCGCAUGCGCUCGAACAGGCUGAGGCGUUUGAGAAGGACGGUCUCGCGGUCUUGAGCAGAGAGAGCCCCGAGCGCGCGCAGGUCUCCCAUCGGAACGCGAAGGGUCUCGCGCUCGCGGCUAGGGGGAUGUUGACUCAGCGGGAUUCGAGGAUUAUUGAUUCUCUCUCGAGUAUUAGAGUUCCGAGUUUGGUGGUUGUGGGCGCGGAUGAUGCGCCUUUCCUGGCGGCGAGCGAGUAUAUGGCGAAGAAGAUCCCUCAUUCGAGGAAGGUUGUUGUGCCUGAGGCGGGACACGCGGUAAAUAUUGAUAAUCCGGGGGGUUUCGAGGAGGCUGUGAGGCCGUUUUUGGAGGGGUUUGGGGGGUUGAGGGCUUCGUUGUGA
This is a messenger RNA of Zasmidium cellare ATCC 36951, 789 nucleotides long. RefSeq lists its product as uncharacterized. The transcript has 2 exons. Lineage: Eukaryota; Fungi; Ascomycota; Dothideomycetes; Mycosphaerellales; Mycosphaerellaceae. The record is from RefSeq and is a predicted model, not a curated record. Bases 1 to 789 code for a protein of 262 amino acids.